GCUCUUCCAGCUCGCUUGCUGCCCAUCUCAGUCCGUAAAUUAUACUUGCCUCCCCUUGCCCUCCCCGAAUUGAACACGCGCGAUGUCAACCCCCGAAACCGAAGCACAGCGCCGCCGCCGCCUCAGACAGGAGCGCAUUCUUAACCGUGGCACUGACCGUCUGUCGCGCAUCAAGGGCACGUUCUCGCAGGUCCAGGCAGAGUCAGACAAAAGCGAAAUGGCCAUUGUUGGCGGCCACGAGCUGCACGCGUCCUCGGCUGAGAGUUCGCCACAGCCCAGCACCAGACAGCCGCAGCAGCAGCAUGUAGCGGGGAUCUCGCUAGACAGCGCGACAGAGAACCCAAAGCCACGCCGUAGAGUCGGAAAUCUGGCGCGCAAGGCCGCGCAGGAGAAGCGCGAGAAGGCAGAAUCGGCCGGCAGUGCGGCAGAGUCUAAGCCUGCCAGCACCAGGGUGGAGAAGCGACCUGCGGUCAGCGUAGCAGAUAUCAACAGCGACGCCCUGCAUGAUUCAGCUGAUGCCACGAUCGCUGACCCUGGUGCCAACGCUUCCACUGGCCCCCAGGGUGCACUGGGCGGGCUACUGGUGCCACGGCAGUUCUCGAUGAUCGGCGCAUCCAGGGCAUUUGUGCGGCUGCUGCCAGUGGCGACCCUGUUUGUAUACGGCACCAUGCGCGAAUCCAGGCACGACAGAUUGCUAGGCGAGGACGCAGAGGCCACCAAUGCUAAAUGGUCCGGCCUGCUGAACACCCGGCCUGACAGCCAGAUGGCUGAGUGGUCUACAGGCGGCUACCUGCUGUGGUACUGAUGAUCCUGGAGAUUGGCAUCUUCAGCGCUUACGUGCUCCUGUCGGACCGGCCACCGCGCGUCGCGCGUCCAGCCAUUGCGCAGCUGCCUGGAAUCCCUGACUGGCCUUUUGUGGCGCUGUCUGCAGGCAACCGCAUUCUAGAGAGCGCAUCGCUGCUGCUUUUCUUGACUGCUAUCAACUGUAUCGUUUCGUAGAUGUCGCUUUUUUUAAAAUCAGGAUAUGUAUUUUCGAC
Messenger RNA from Linderina pennispora, 1037 nucleotides. RefSeq lists its product as uncharacterized. The record is from RefSeq and is a predicted model, not a curated record. NCBI's taxonomy places the organism in Eukaryota, Fungi, Kickxellomycota, Kickxellomycetes, Kickxellales, Kickxellaceae. Bases 83 to 805 code for a protein of 240 amino acids. The transcript has a single exon.